Oryzias latipes (Japanese medaka) is the source of this 2123-nucleotide messenger RNA. Its product is annotated as platelet endothelial cell adhesion molecule-like. The record is from RefSeq and is a predicted model, not a curated record. Lineage: Eukaryota; Metazoa; Chordata; Actinopteri; Beloniformes; Adrianichthyidae.
GUUUGUUCUCUCUGAAAGUUAUUUGUUAGGUAUUGUGUCUUUUUCAGGUGUGUAAAGUUAGUUGAAGGAAAAUUGGACAUGACUUGGUUGCUUCCUCAGUGGCCAGUGCUGUAGUUUUGUAUCAAACAUGGCAGCUAACUGCCCGAUGCUUCAGACAGGGAGGGGACAGCACUAUCAGUGGCUUGCACAUGCUUGUGAGCUGGUGUCACAGCACAGACGCUCUUGCUGCCCUGGAGCUGCAGGACAGGCUCUCGUUUUCUGCAGGAUGCUUGUUUCCUUCUCAAUUGUUGUUCUUGGGUUGUGUUGCGGCGGCGGUGACAGCGAUGAAUUGUCGCUGGGCCGUCCAAAGCUUUUCGGCCCCUCAGAGGCUCUGGUCACAGAGAUCGAGAGCUUUAUCUGUGAAGUGCCAAUUCACCCUCAAAAUGAGUCCAUCCUUCUACGCUUAUUCAAGGAGGGGGACCGCACCAACGUGCUGGGGGAAUACACCUCUAUGAGGGGGGAGAUUGGUGUCAUUCCAAAAAAGAUCCAGCUGUCCCAUGAAGGUUACCUGGAGUGUGUGGCCAGCGUGCAGAACAACUCGGCCAUUAGUCCAACUGUCAGUCAAACCCACUACUUAAAGGUCAUUGAGCCAGUGAAGGGGGCACAGAUCACCCCCUCAGGUCCUGUGGAGCUCUUUGAAGGGGGUGAAGUGGAGCUGCAGUGCAGACUCAGUGCUGGUAAUCAUGUGUCCUUCAUGUGGCUGCGUGACGGACAGAUCAUCUCCUCCUCCCUCAUCCCUGCAGACGACAGCUUCGUGAUCAGCCGAGCGACCGUGAAGGACAGCGGUUCCUACACCUGUGUGGCUACCAACAGCUUCAACAACACAAAGGUCUUCAACACCAGCAGCCCUGAGCUCCAUGUCACAGUCAAAGCACGGGUGUCAAACCCCGACAUCUCUUUCACAGUGUUAAAGGAGAGUUACCAAAGUUAUUUUUGCGUGAUCUCCUGCCAGUCAAGCAAAGGAACUCCUCCGAUCAGGUUUUCACUCUUCAACGGCACAGAUCUAGUCAGCAAUGUGACCGUUCAGCAGAGACGCGCUACAUUUAAAGUUCCUGUGGUCCUGGACCAGCAUUUGGGAUUGUUCCAGUGCAGAGCAACCAACAGCAACCAGACUAGCAGCAGUCUCUGGAUGCCCUUAGAAAUCGUCCCAGUCGGUGGGCCUGUAACCAUGCGCUACAACUAUGACGUGGCAGAAAACUAUGAAGUCAUCUUCUUGAGGCUCUACUGCAAGCCAGACAGAGGUUCUCAUCCACGCUUCCAAUGGUAUCUCAACAAGUACCCCCUUCAUGACCGAGGAAGCUUCUACUAUGUGUUCAACCAACUGCCAGGACAGUCCAUCCUGGUGGUUUCUGUGGGGAAGGUCAGCGCAGGGAUCUACCACUGUGAAGUGUCUGACAGCUUUGACAACAGCACUGUCAUUAACAGCAGGAAGCGCUAUCUGGAUAGAAAAGUGUUGAACCAUAUUCCAGUUUUAGUGGCCGCUGUUGUGUUCGGGUCUUUUUCCGUCAUCGUCCUCCUGGUGUCUGCCUGCUGUGCGGCAGGCGUGGCUUUCAGAAGGAAGAGGAACAUAGAAACAUCUCUACUCGCCUUGGAGAUGGAGCAAAGGGCUACUGUCUGUGAGGAUGAGCUGGAACUUUCAAUAUACAGUGAGGAUGUGGUGACUGCUGAAGAGGCAGAAUUUGAUCAUGCAUCUGCAGAUUCUGUGGAUGAGUGGACUCAGUUUGAUGAGAAGAUGCUCGACGAGCUUUAAGAGGACAUAUUUGCUCAGCUGUGCAUGAAAGAACAUUCACUACGCCGGAUCUCUUUUUUCUUGUCUUUUUACCAUAAAUAUUUUUUUUUAUUUACUCGUACAUUAGUGUUGUGCCAAGCUGGGCACACAUCUUGUGAGUCUGCAAAACUGGCUUCAGUCACCUGUUAAAGUAACAUUUUUUCAUAAAGUAUCUUGUAAAAGAAGACGAAAAAGAAGAAAAGACUAAGGCAAAGCAUCAUUGACUGAUGUCUUUGCAUUAUUGUCACUCAUUUGUUUUAGAAAUAAUGCUUUUGUAUUUUUAUUUCUUAAACAAUGAAAUGCCUAACAAGUGAAA